GCUUGUCGUGCAGAGGUGAACAGAGAAUAUCAGCUCACUCUUCUGUUUUAUUUUCUAGCUCUCAAUGUCAGAAAGGCUCAGAUUAUUGAGUCUCCUUAGAGUACACUUAGUUUAAUAUUCUGCUUUAAUAUUCUGACAUGUUACCCAACUCUCACUUCCUCUUCAAUGGCAACCAAAGCACGUAGGCUUUAUGUAGUCACAGGGCACUGAUAAUGCAGAUAUUAGCUGCUCUCCGUAGCAGAGCUUUACUUCGGUAUUAUGAAGACUUUAUUACUAGUCAUUCUGGGGGGAAAGGCCCGAUGAAGACUGUCGAGUCAAAAGAAGAAGGCAUCUUGUUAGUCUCCAUUGCACAUGAUUUUUUUUUACCUCAUUUUUAGUGUUCGUGCUCACUAACACAUGUUUUGCUCGCUGCUCUUAAACAAAAGGCUCACAAAAAUGUUGACCCUAUUUUUACUUUUUUUCAGUCUCAUGAUCGUGGGUAAUGCAACACUGGUGUAUGUUAACACCACUAUCACCGACUCAGCAGUCCUCGAAUGUAGUAUACAAAAUAAAAAUAUCACGGACUGGAGUAAUGUUCGUUUUUAUUGGCAAGAUAACAGGGAUUUUGUGUUGUAUUCCUAUAAUGAAGGAAAAAAGAUGGCUGAGCAUGUAAAUGACUACUAUAAACACAGAGUCACAGCCUUCCCUCAGGACAUAAUUAGAGGAAAUAUCAGCAUCAUACUCAAAAACCUGACUCUUGAAGAUAACGGAAGGACUUUCUGGGCUUUUGCGGCAGUCUUGGACGGCAGCGUGAUGAAGAGAUACCACCUGGAACACACACAGAUCUGCCAAGUAACUUUACAGAUAGGUGUUCCUUACCAGAAUCCCAUGCUAGAUGUUAAUAUGGAAACAAUGACUGCAGUGUGCACUACCCAAGGAGGAUUUCCUGCCCCUGAGAUACAAUGGGUCCUCCUCAAUAACAGCUCUCAUCAAUCAGUAGAGUCGAGGAACAUCCAGACUACAACGAUGCAGAAUUAUCACGAUCGCCUUUACAGCUUCCACAGCACUCUACCAAUCCCUGCAGGUCCUCACAAGGCUGUGAGCUGUCAUAUCCACAACCCGACUUUGAACAGGACAAUGACGGCCACCCAUACCUUAAACAAAGGUGCUGGAGUGACGAGCUCCCCUGAAUGUCUGAUAUCUGCUGCUGUGUUUCUUCUAACAGCUCUACACUGGCUGUGAUCCACAGCAAAGCCACCUGACAUAGACUGAUCCACCCAUCCAUGUUCUGCUGUUGGUACCAGGAUCUGGUUUUGGUAAUGGACUACUCCAGAGGAGUGAUUAUACCUCACGCUGAGAAUACUUCAUGCCAUGGAGACACUUCUACUAUCCAUAAUUCAAACUUACUGGUUUAAUUCUUUUGCAUUUUGCGCCCUUCCUUUGCAUCAUUAUGAUCUCCUCCUGGCUGUCGCUUCAGCAGGAAAUAGAAGUAAAAGAAGGGCAAUCACAGGGCAAAUCACUGUGGCACACCGAGGGUGCAGACCACUGUGUAACUAGCAAUUUUUAAAUUUUAAUACUCUUUGUAAUUUAUUUUUCUUGACUUACCAAAAUUUUGUACUUCAUUUGGUCAUGAAAGGUGCUCGGAGUUGGUUGGUUGGUGCUGGUGUGGGUUUCAUAGAGUCCUGCUGUGUGCCAACAAUCUUUUUUUUAUACUUUUGUCUUAUUAUUUAUUCUUUUAGUCUGUUGAAAGACAGUUAAAAGGAAAUGAUAUUUCUAGUAAAAUCAGGAAAGUGCUUUCCAGAAAGUUUGUUUUAAAACUCAGAAGACGUUCCAGACAGUGUUAAAGUGGGAUUGCCAGGUGGGAAAUGACUCAUUCAACAUUUAGUCAAAACAUAAUGUGUACUGUGAAUUACAGUUGUCUUUGUGGCUGAGAACUAUGCCGUACUACUCUGGAUUUAACUAGCUACAUUUAGCUAAGAAGAUGUUACGAGGGCUAUUGGGGCCGCUUUCCAACCCCCAGCCUGCAUGACACCGGUAAAAAAAAUACAGAAUAACAGUAAUAUCUAAUACAUUAGCUUAAAUUUAAACGGAUGACUGAAACCUUUGAAACCAACUGUGAGCAUCUGCUUUGUAUCAGUCCAACAUCCAUCACUAUGAACUUUGAUUUGCUGAAAGACACUUGACAACAAAUUAAACGAACAAAUCAAUAAACAUAAACCUAGAUUAUGAACCUCAAAUGUUCUGGAAAUAAACAUUUAUAAAACACA
Messenger RNA from Oreochromis aureus, 2246 nucleotides. RefSeq names its product CD276 antigen homolog. Gene Ontology annotation, cellular component: external side of plasma membrane. The coding region runs from base 397 to 1221 and encodes 274 amino acids. The transcript has 5 exons. Gene Ontology annotation, biological process: negative regulation of T cell proliferation; cell surface receptor signaling pathway; T cell costimulation. The record is from RefSeq and is a predicted model, not a curated record. Lineage: Eukaryota; Metazoa; Chordata; Actinopteri; Cichliformes; Cichlidae.